AUUAACUGUAGAAAAAGUAUCUAAUAUUGUAAAACUAUAUACUUAUUAUGUAAAUAAUGCUAGAAAUAAACUUAACUAUAUUAGUUAUAAUAUUUCUAAAUCAGAAUUUGAGCAAGUUAUAGAAAACUAUACAAAUACAAUUGACUAUAGUAAUAAUAUAUUUAAUGAAGAUGAAUAUGAUAAAGAAUUUGAUACUGAUUUUGUUUCAAAUGAUGAUAAUUUAGUUGAUCUUAUACAAUUUGAUAAUGAAAGUUUGGAGACUAAAAAAAUAUUAGAUUUUAAUACCUUUUUAGAUGAACAACUAAUGAAAAUAAUGAUCUUAAUUAUAUAG
Scutellospora calospora is the source of this 331-nucleotide messenger RNA. NCBI's taxonomy places the organism in Eukaryota, Fungi, Glomeromycota, Glomeromycetes, Diversisporales, Gigasporaceae. The record is from the annotation of a GenBank genome assembly.